GGGGUCGGGGGGGUGGUCGGCGGCGUCCUGCCCUGGCUCGUACCCAAGGGGCCGAACCGCGGGGUUAUCAACACCAUGCUGGUGACCUGUGCUGUUUGCUGCUACCUGUUUUGGCUGAUUGCAAUUCUGGCUCAGCUGAACCCUCUCUUUGGGCCGCAGUUAAGCAAUGAAACAAUCUGGUAUCUUAGAUAUCACUGGCCUUAAGGAUGUCUGUGCUGUGCUGCAGCUCAUUGGCAGGUGAAGAAGAGAAGAAAAUCUCCACUGGCCCAAAGGUGCCCUUGCUGUAGCUGGUUGGAUAUGAAGCCUGCAGUAAUGCCUUAACUUUUCUAAUGUUCUUCAAGUGGCCUCUUCAAAAUUCUGUGGUUUUUCCUACUACUCCAUUUAACAGAGUGCCUAAUCCAAUUGAUACUCCUCUUUGGUGCUGUGAGUUUUUGACUGUUAACUCCAGAUGUGAUGAA
Messenger RNA from Ficedula albicollis (Collared flycatcher), 458 nucleotides. RefSeq names its product ATPase H+ transporting V0 subunit e1 (gene ATP6V0E1). The record is from RefSeq and is a predicted model, not a curated record. Lineage: Eukaryota; Metazoa; Chordata; Aves; Passeriformes; Muscicapidae. The transcript has 4 exons. Gene Ontology annotation, biological process: proton transmembrane transport. Gene Ontology annotation, molecular function: proton-transporting ATPase activity, rotational mechanism. The annotation marks the transcript as partial. Gene Ontology annotation, cellular component: proton-transporting V-type ATPase, V0 domain.